Messenger RNA from Cladocopium goreaui, 510 nucleotides. Lineage: Eukaryota; Dinophyceae; Suessiales; Symbiodiniaceae. The record is from the annotation of a GenBank genome assembly.
AUGCGAAACAGGGCCAAACAGUAUUAUCAGGCGUCCUUAAAGAUGUAUGAGCACUGUCGCGCACAUGGUGGGCAACAAGCUUUCAAUACAAAACCAGACCUGGCCCAAAGUCGACUUGCGAAGGAAUUGCAGGGCAUCAGCGGAGUAUAUGGUGAGUCUGCCAGUCUUCCCUUUGCCAUGACUUCUGCUGUCUUGUACCGUGAAAGCGUGGGGACCUGCACAUCAAAAACCUUUGGCUGUUGUGAUGCUGCAGGCAGCAGGCUGACUGCAGGCUUCAAAGUGGACAAGGGUGGCUGUGGAAACGGGGGAGAGCAAAUCAAAGAAUACAAGACGCUCGAUUUCCCAGGCAAAGAUUUUCAGGACUUAAAAAUUACAUACAAACACGCGAUUAAAGAAGUAUGGCCAGCUGGCGUCAGAACACCACCCCAGAACCGGUGGAGAAUCCGCUUUUGGCGGGUUUCCGAAGGUGAAGUCCGAGGCCCCUCUGCCAGGCCAUCCCUGUACGUGUGA